AUCAAACGUUAGUGAGUACCUUCAUAAGAAUGCUGACAGAAUGUCUUUGCAAUUGCAAUGCUCGUCAACCAUUUCCUCCUCCCUGAAAUCCUAAUCUUUCUAUCUUCAAUCCUUCCUUCACAAAUCCCCUUCCAUCUUUCUCUUCACCCACGCCGUCUUUCUCUCAGUUCACAAUAACAAACUCGGUUUUUAGUUGUUUGAUUCAGAUUUCAAUCCAAAUUUAUCAUGGCCGAAGAAGGAGAUAAUGGGUCUCUAAAAUCUUCGCCAUUGACACCGUAUGAAGAAGCGUUGGAAGCCUUGUCAUCUUUGAUUACUAAACGCACUCGUGUUGGUGAUGUCAAUAUGGAGGAGCGAUUCAGCGUGCUAUUCGAGUACCUAAAGAUGCUUGAAUUGGAGGAGGCGAUUUCCAAUUUGAAGGUUAUCCAUGUUGCUGGCACCAAAGGGAAGGUACUUUCAUUAAUAUUCAAUCGAUGGUUGCUUUGAAAGUGAAGCCAUGUUGAAAGUUCGUGAAUGUAUUAGUAUAAUUUUUGUAGACUUCAAAGUGACUACUUUUGAAAAUUAAA
This is a messenger RNA of Cicer arietinum (chickpea), 563 nucleotides long. Its product is annotated as folylpolyglutamate synthase-like. Gene Ontology annotation, molecular function: ATP binding; tetrahydrofolylpolyglutamate synthase activity. The record is from RefSeq and is a predicted model, not a curated record. Gene Ontology annotation, cellular component: cytoplasm; cytosol; mitochondrion. Gene Ontology annotation, biological process: tetrahydrofolylpolyglutamate biosynthetic process. NCBI's taxonomy places the organism in Eukaryota, Viridiplantae, Streptophyta, Magnoliopsida, Fabales, Fabaceae.